Messenger RNA from Arachis ipaensis, 1465 nucleotides. NCBI's taxonomy places the organism in Eukaryota, Viridiplantae, Streptophyta, Magnoliopsida, Fabales, Fabaceae. The record is from RefSeq and is a predicted model, not a curated record.
GAAAACCCUUUAUGGUAUCAAGAGCUUGAAGGUUCGAAAGAUCCAUGGCUCCUGAGAACGAUUCUCCUCCCACAUCUUCCAAUACCCAUUCUUCUGUCACCAAUCCAGUCACUAAUAAUAAUGCUACAACAGUCAUUUAUCAACAAAGAUCAUUCAAUCCCAUUUCUGAUAAGCUGUGUGAAACUAAUUUCAAAACUUGGCAACAAUAGACCUUCAAUGCGAUUCAAGGGCAAGGUUAUGAAGAUCAUCUCAUCAAAGAACGCAUUUCUCCACAAUUUUCACCCAUUGCUGAUCAAGAAGCAGGAAUUGAGUCAUCUCCUUACAAGCAAUGGAAGCAAGAUGAUUGUCAUUUGGUUUCUUGGCUGCUUGCAUCAAUGGAUGAAACUUUCAAGAACAAAAUGGUGGGUCACAAACUCAGUUAUGAAAUAUGGCAGAAAAUUGAAGACUAUUUUGCAUAAUCAGCUAGGUACAAGAUUGAGCAACUCAAAGCACAAUUGAAAUUGAUAAAGAAACAAGGUAUGUCAGCCAGUAAAUAUAUCUUUAAGAUCAAGAAUGUUGCGGAUUGUCUUGCAGCUUUAGGUAAACCCCUCUCUACGCAAAAACAUGUGAAAACUUUAUUGGAAGGGUUGAAUGAAGAUUAUCAACAUCUUCUUAUUACUAUCAAUGCUAAACUAGAAAUUUACAAUCUGGUUGAAGUAGAGAACCUAAUCAUGUCUCAUGAUGACAUGAUCGAAAGAUUCAAGAGAAAUAAUUCUGGAAUGCUUCAAGCAAACAUCACUCAGAGCUCCUUUCCAACUUUUCAAAACUCAUCUCGAGGUAAUGGCUUUAGGAGAGGCAAAGGGGGUAGAUUUGGCAGAGGAGGAAGAUCAUUUUCUGCAAAUAAUAGACCGGGUUUAUGGUCGCUUUGGACACAUAGCAUGGCAUUGUUUCAAUCGAUUCAACCAAGACAUACCUCUCCCAUCUCAGAAUCAAGCAUCACAGCCUAGGAAUUCAUUCUAUAACCCAAACACCUUAACUUCAUCCAACUCCUCACAAGGUUCAUCAUCAGCUUCGAUUAUCCCUCCACCUCUAGCAUCAUCUUUCCAUCAUCCUACUGCCUUUCUUGCAGCAUCAACUUCGGUUUCAGACCAUGCUUGGUACCCAGAUACUGGGGCCUCACACCAUGUUAAUCCAAACCAAUCAAACUUGAUGACAUGUUCAGAAUACACCAGACCUGAACAGGUUCAAGUAGGUAAUGGUGCAGAAAGUUCUCUUACAAGGUAUACGUAGAGGAGGGAUAUAUCAAUUUACCUAUGUUGCUGUGCCUCCCCCUUCUCACUCAACAAAUUCUCCUAUUGUUUUUACUAUAUCAUGUUCAGUUUUAGAUUUGUGGCAUAAACGCCUAGGACAUUCAUCUUUAAAAUCUGUUAAACUUGUACUAUCUCAAUGUAAUAUUUGGACACCAAAUAAGAAUGUUAAUUAAGGU